AUGCUAACAUUGAUAACACUGACAGUGUUUUUCAGUGCUUAAACUCAGAAAUGAAAUAUAAUAAAUAUAUAUAAUAAAAUGUUUGGACUAUUGGAAUAGGCAUUAAGUCAGUGAUUUAGUCCUAUUAACGUCAUACCCUGUGACAGUAAAAGGUACACAAACGUAGUUCAUCAGGUUUUGAUGUCUUGUUAAACGUCCCUGCUGUAGUCGCCAUUUAAGAUGAUCCCACAAGAUCAUGAGCUAACGUUUCGUCUAGCAACAUUUCUAACAUGUUCAAACUUGCUGUGUGAAAUCAUUCAAGAAGAACGCCAUUAUCUCUGCUCAUUCCUUAAAUGCUCGUCACCAGGCGUUGCCCAAAUCUCUACCUGGAGUGGAGGUCAGCUAAAUGUUACGAAAAUACGGAAGUGAGUGUCUUGGAUUCACAACAAGCGACCUGGUUACAGUGGUCUUAGAAGACGAUGGGACAAUAGUGGCGGACGAGGCCUACUUCUUGUGUUUACCCACCAACACCAAGUUCAUGCUGCUGCAUGAAAAGCAAAUGUGGUCGCCCCUUCGCCGGCUGGAUGGCGGCACAGCAUGGAUGGCGAGGAAUUCAGUGAUACUUGGAAGUGACGCUGUGGAUGCAGCCAUGCUUUCUGCACCGUGGUGGGGCCUGGCCUUACAGCUCAAGCAGGACCUGGCUAGUGUCAUCCUCAUGUCUGAGGAGGACUUACAGAACUUAGUGGACGCUCCCUGCCCUGAGCUGGCUUCUGCUCUUGGCUUCAGCAAACGGAAGACGGAGAACCUUCAGGAAACAUUGCAGAGGGUUUUGGACCGUCGCGAGGAGGAGAGGCAAUCAAAGGAGUUGCUCCAACUAUUCCUCAAAGCAGUAGACAAAGAGGAGGGACCACAGACAACAAGGCGGCCCAGCGAGGAAGAAGCUGGAAGUGUGGAUGUGACUGAUGGGAUGGAGGUGGACCAAGCAUCUGAAUUCAUGCCCAGGACUCUAAUGGUCCUUAAAGGAAAAACAAGUCCAGAGACCAGACUGUCCACUGAAGCUCUUCAAAUGGUGGUUGCCAAAGGAGUGGAGGCGAUGCAGCAGGUGCUGGGCUGGGACGGAGUCAGGACGUCAUCGUUGUUACAAGCCUGUGAAGCUGAGCUAAGCCAGCGUCUGCAGCAGGCUCAAGCCGUGCAGUCCAUGAGGGGCAGCAGGGAGCCAUCUAGCGAGAAGACUGUGGAGGAAGAGAGCAAAGGAAGCAGCAACUAGGCCGGGUUGUUUCCUUGCCUGAGCACAGACUGAUAAGAACUCCCGCUGACUGCCUCAGGGCCGCUAGAAUGGAUUCACCCUACCUUUAAUGCUGGAUUUCAUAAAUGUCAACAAGGUUGAUGUUUGUAGCGUUUUUGAGUCAACAGAUGUGGAGGGCUUUGCACACGUUUUUAUCAAGCUAUCUGAUACAAAUUGCUUAUUGCAAAUUGCUCAUUUUGAUGAUGCAGCCGUGCGGUGAAAAAGUAAUAAUAAUGUUGGACUAUAUUGGUACUGCUCAGUGUGCAUUGCAUCUGGAUACCACUAUUAAUAAUGCAAUUAUUGUUAAUAUUCAGUACACUAAAUUGUUACAUGUAUAAUAGAACAAAUAAACAAUAUAAAGUCAUUUUGGAGCGAAAUGUAAAGGUCUUUUUUGACUUGGAAAGAAUAAUUCUAUAUGCAAGUGUGUGUUUGUAUAGAUAUACUGAAAAUAUUGAGACAUAUUUCAGUUCAAUAAUGAAACAAAUAGCUACACUGAAUAUGUCUGCAUCAACAGGACUGAUGAGACAGACAGAUCUGACAAAAUAAUUAUUUAAACAAAAGUAGGCAGGUGCAUAAAUUUGGGCACCCCAACAAAAAAUUAACAUCAGUAUUUAGCCACUUUGUCACUGAUUCUUGAACACUGUUGGCAACAAUCUGCUGAUACUCACUGGAAUCCAUGCGGCUUUCAACUUGAAGAUUUCCAGUACCUGUACCUACAGUGAAUGAUUUUUGAAGUGUAUUACUGCAGUAAUAUUGUAUGGGUGCAGUGCCUCCUAGUUUGCUGUACGUGGUUUUUGAAAUCAGGAUAUGUAAUUGUGAGCUUAAAGGAUAUGCAAAUUGUGACAUCAAUGUACUGCAUGCGUGUAAAGCCUGACCUUUAACUGACAUAAUGUCGCAACCGAAUGCACAGACUAAUUUAUAAAGAGUCAAGGAACAUGAUAAGAUGUUCAUAAUUUCAUGCAAUCGAGCUUCAUUGAACACGCCCAGCUGACAUUAGGAUACAGAUUUGUCUUUAUGAGUUAUGUUGAGGGAGAUCACGACAACAAAGUGUCGGCCUGAUGGCAUACACGAUUAUGAAAGUCAUGUCCUGCCAUAGCAGACAUGUGAUUCAGUGUCAGUGUGUUGGUCCAUGUGAGACAUGUAAGCCAUCUCUCCAGUAAACACACACAACAGUGGAUUCGAUUUUUCACAAGAGUGAGCCUCGUGUUCCAAGAGGUCACUAUCAGCUGUUUUUUUUUUUUAAGUAGCGUAUUUAGAUUAUCUGACAAAGGCAGCACGGUCAAUUUAUCUUAUAACCUAAGCACGACAAUCCCCCAUCUCUCUGCUGUACCCUGUAACACAUGCAUUUAUAUUUUGAAUAGAGCAGCCAACAAGAAAAUUGCCAUACUUUAUAUUUUAAAAAGAAAUGUGUCAAAAUCAACACUAUAUAAGAUGCAAUAAUACACAAGAACAUUUGACAACUGUCCGUAUUGCUUCACUACAUUCAUGUAUGUGAUGCAGGCCAGAAAGGAACUGACAACAGGCUGCCACUAGACAGCUCCUUAAUGGGUCUCACAGUGGGCGUAAUUCCUGUGGAAUUAGAUCCAACUGGGCUGCUGUGGAGGCAGCCUGCUGGCGUGGAAACGAUCAGGAUUAGCACUAUUAUUUGCUAACUGUAACGACUGCUGCAGUUACUAAUAUUUGGUAACUUUGUUAUACUGUAAGGCAGGGGUAAGGAAGCGAUGGCUCGUGAGCCAUAUGUGGCUCUUUUGAUGUCUGCGUAUGGCUCGCACACCAUUUUUUUUUUCAUUGACCUGUUAUGCUUUUUCCACGUUUCUGACGUAUACAUGUAUUUAGAAUGUUGUAUUCUCAUGUUAAACGAUGCCAAACUGCACCUUUGUGAUGUCACAGAGGAGCGGACUUCCUUAUAUGGACAUGGCUGGAAGCCAGAUAGGCUCUCUGCCCUUAAUAAAUGAAAACAGAGCGUUUAAGAGUUUUUAAGAGUAAUAAACUUGAAAAAAGUGAUUGAAAUAUCCAAAUAUUAAGUCCAUGCAAGUUAAAAUUACUGGACAGAACAGAAAAGUAACAUUCUUCCAACUUAAUUUAGGUUGUUGAUUUACAGUAAAUAUAAUGAUUGUUAUUUUUUGUCGAGGCUAGGCUAAGGUAAUUUA
This is a messenger RNA of Doryrhamphus excisus (bluestripe pipefish), 3414 nucleotides long. Lineage: Eukaryota; Metazoa; Chordata; Actinopteri; Syngnathiformes; Syngnathidae. The record is from RefSeq and is a predicted model, not a curated record.